GCCAAUUAGCAGCAACUGAAUGACUGCGGACUUUUUGGAAACCACGCGAUCAUUCGGCGCACUUUCCCCAUUCGGACGGCAGUACUAUUUCCUUAGAAAGCUUUUGGCAUUGAACUCGAAGCUGGCCGAUCAUCCUGAGCAUUACUGGUCGUGUCCUCAAAAUGUCGUUAUCCCAGGGACUGAGGUGGUCUGGUCGAGGCAUAGGCAAUGGCCGCCAAAGAUUAGUCCUCGGUGUGCGAGGUGUGCGAAAUUUCUCUCUGCACACUUCUCGAGUCGCUCGUCCACAGGCGAAAUUGACACGGACAUCGACCGGUACAGUCUUUCAAGGCUCAUAUCAAACGCGCUCGCUUUCUUUAUUUGGGUGGGGAGGCAAAAAGGCUGCGGAAGAGGUUGCCAACACACCACCGUCUUCUGCCGCGGAGACUGCUGCUCAGGCCUCAGGUUCACCACAAAAUGUGGUCGAAACAGUGAAGUCGGUAAAGGCAUCACAUGCGACAUCCGACGCUCCAGAUCUUACUUUUACGCACCCUCAUCCAGUCAGCCCGGCCGAGCCAGAAGCCUUGCGAAACCUGGAAAACGAGAUUCUCAAACCCCACGGCGCAACACCACCUGCAACCGAGACCGGCGAUGUUCCUGAUCUAGCAUCGAUUCCCGAAGGUUUGGGAUACCUCAAAGAUGCCUGUGGGUUGGACUUUGGCUGGGGUCCGACGGCCAUUUUGGAAGUUUUACUGGAACACCUCCACAUCACGGCUGGGCUAUCGUGGUCCGCCUCUGUGAUCGGGCUGGCUAUCCUCGUGCGGACGAUAUGUCUGCCCGCUUUGGUUGCUGGAAGUGACCAGAGCGCCAGAAUGAGAGAGGUACAAGGAGUGCUAGCGCCACUGAGGGAAGAACUCUCGGAGGCCCUCCGGAACAACAACAGACAGGCAGCCAUGGAAAAACAAGCCGCAUUGCGAUCAAUCAACAAGGAAUACGGAAUUUCCCUUCCCAAAGCGUUUGGAGGAAUCCUUCUCCAGAUCCCCUUGGGAUUCGGAGCCUUCCGACUGCUCCGCAACGCUGGAACCCUACCCGUCCCUGGAUUCGAGACUGAACAGUUUCUCUGGUUGACCAACCUCUCCUCGGCUGAUCCACUCUACGUAUUACCCAUUUUGACCGGCUUGAUGACCUAUCUGAAUGUAAAGACAAAUCAAAGGUCGACCAACAUGGGCAACCUCGCACGGAUUAUCACACCACUUUUGCCCAUCGUUUCAUUUGCUGCUCUUUCGUUCCAACCCGCCGCGCUACAAUUAUACUUUUUGGCCAACGGCAUAUAUACGCAGAUGCAGUCGAUGUUGAUCCUGAACCCAAGGUUCCGACGAAUGCUGAAACUUACACCGUUGCCGUCCUCGCCCAGUCCAUCGGGCCCGACCACAGCGACGGCGAAACCAAACUUCGCCAAGAUGAAGGUUGGAGGACAGAAGCCUUCUGUUGUUGAAGAGCAGGCUCCACCCACCGACCGAAGUGUCAUUGACAAAGGUGUGGAUCUGGUCAAGGAAAAAGGAUCCCAAGCGAUCAAAGGCGUGUUUGGGAAUAUGAACGAGGCAUGGCAGAAGGAGAAGAUGAAGAGAAUAGAAAAGGAGAGACAGGAGAAGCGUGCCGCCACGAUAGCCAAAUACGAGGCUCAACGGAGACAAGAUCUCGAGGAGCAGAGAUAUCAGCGAAACGCUGGCGCUGUCGGACCCAUGCGGAUUAACCAGACUUCAGAGGCGCCUUUGUCUUCGAAGAGAAGGGAAGAGAAAUAAAUCUGAGUGUGAUUAAGAUGGAGUCAUCACCGGCCGACCACUGUUUGAGGCAUGUUGUCCCGCGACUAUAUCCCGCUUGACAUGCCACUUCAGGGGGGCCGCCUAUGCAAGAAAAGGACCUCUUGGGUAUUGUUGCAUGAGAGCUUCGAGGGACGCCGGCCGCAAAAAGGGCGUAGGGGUGUGGCCUCCUAGAACACCUGGAAGCCGUCUUUUGAGCCAACCGAAUGACAUCACAAUGGCCGUGGUCAUUCUGACAACUGCAACUGUAGGCAGUUGGUGUCUUCCGGGCCGCCGGUGGCGGUGGAGUCGAAGCUGGGAUCUUUGACACGCCAUUGUAUAUUGGUGAGAUGUACGAAAAUUAAGUGUAUGGCAAGAGACUCCUGGGGGAUCCAAUACUACUACUACUACCACCGGCCUUUCUACUCGGGCGUCCAAGCCGUUGGUGAUGGUAGUGGUAGUGGUAUCGAAGGUGGUGGGUGAGCGGGUGUUUUCAAAACCAAAGUCAUGCUUGUUGUGUUCGCAGAACUGUAUAUUUUACAUACUUUGUGCCCCCGCGAAGGAAUCUCAAAAAGAAACUCUGAUCACCACAUACUUUUGCAUUCAAUCGUGGCAUUGUCUUCUAAGUAUACUGCUGAAGUGUCGGGGCGAUAGAAAUCAAUGCAUUUAUGUGGCCUACAGCACGAGACGUAUCGACAUGAUAGCAUGGAUUCAGAGUUCAAAUUCAGUUCAAUAUUUUCAUUUGUUUUAACCCAGAAACUCUAUCGCUCGCUGCUAAGCAGAUCUAGUGAUACACAAUGCAUUCGUUUCCU
Exophiala dermatitidis NIH/UT8656 is the source of this 2587-nucleotide messenger RNA. RefSeq names its product preprotein translocase YidC subunit. Bases 162 to 1778 code for a protein of 538 amino acids. The record is from RefSeq and is a predicted model, not a curated record. Gene Ontology annotation, cellular component: mitochondrial inner membrane. Gene Ontology annotation, biological process: mitochondrial respiratory chain complex IV assembly; protein insertion into mitochondrial inner membrane from matrix. The transcript is spliced from 2 exons. Gene Ontology annotation, molecular function: membrane insertase activity. NCBI's taxonomy places the organism in Eukaryota, Fungi, Ascomycota, Eurotiomycetes, Chaetothyriales, Herpotrichiellaceae.